AUGCAGCCUCUUCGAAGAAAAUCCUCACUCUUCAACUCAGAAAUGGGGUCAAUGAAGGGUCGCAAGAACAACAACCUCUCCAUUUUCGUGGUGGUGUUCUCGAUCUUCCUCUUCGGGCUCUUCAUGUACAACGAGGACGUUAAGUCCAUAGCCGAGUUCCCAUUCUCGAGUCCAAAAGCGCACGAAACGCAAGAGGUUGAGUCUGUUCCAAGUGUUCAAAGGGACACUGAGAAGGACGUGGAAGACACUGUCACGGUUACGAAGAGUUCUAGGGUUCAACUAGAGAAGAGUAGUGAUGAUGAGGAUUCUGAUGAGACACAAGAACGUGUUGAUUUGAAAACGGUGGUGGAGAAAGAGAGAAAGAUUGAACUGCCACGUGCGGAGGAAGAGGAAGAAGUGGAAGAAGAAGAGGAGGAAAAAGAAGAAGAGGUUGUUGAGUUGCCACCAGAAGAUUGUGACUUGUUUACUGGGGAGUGGGUUUUGGAUAACGAGACACACCCUUUGUACAAAGAAGAACAGUGUGAGUUUCUCACUUCGCAAGUGACAUGCAUGAAGAAUGGACGACGUGAUUCUAUGUAUCAGAAUUGGAAGUGGAAGCCAAGAGAUUGUUCUCUUCCCAAGUUCAAACCGAAGCUUUUGUUUGAGAAGAUCAGAGGGAAGAGGCUCAUGUUUGUUGGAGAUUCACUGAAUAGGAACCAGUGGGAAUCAAUGGUUUGUAUGGUCAAUUCUGCGGUUCCUUCACUUAACAAGACUUGGUACAAAACUGGUUCUCUUGCUAUCUUCAAAAUCGAGGAGCCAGAGCACGUUACUACGGUGGAAUUCUACUGGGCACCGUUCCUUGUAGAGUCAAAUUCAGAUGAUCCAAACAUGCACAGCAUCUUGAACCGUAUCAUCAUGCCUGAAUCGAUCGAAAAGCAUGGAGUGAAUUGGAAGAGUGUGGACUACCUCAUCUUUAACACCUACAUAUGGUGGAUGAACACUUUCACUAUGAAAGUUUUACGAGGGUCAUUCGGUGAAGGGUCCACGGAAUACGAUGAAGUUCCUCGGCCAAUAGCAUAUGGGAGAGUCCUCGCGACAUGGUCAAAAUGGGUAGAUGACAACAUUGACCCAAAUCGAACCAAAGUUUUCUUCAGCAGCACGUCCCCUCUUCAUAUCAAGAGUGAGGAUUGGAACAACCCAGAUGGUAUAAAAUGUGCUAUGGAAACCACUCCGGUUCUCAAUAUGUCAACCCCAUUGGAUGUGGGAACAGAUCGUAGACUUUUUGCAAUUGCCAACAAUGUGACACAAUCAAUGAAGGUGCCAGUGUACUUCAUUAACAUCACUAGUUUAUCAGAGUUGAGAAAAGAUGCACACACCUCUGUUUACACCAUACGCCAAGGCAAGAUGUUAACUCCAGAACAGCAAGCUGAUCCUGCCACUUAUGCAGAUUGUAUUCAUUGGUGUUUACCAGGAUUACCCGACACAUGGAAUGAGUUCCUUUAUGCACGGAUCAUUUCUCAAUCUUGACCUACACCAACCUAUAGAUAUCUUCACACAUACUUCUAUUCCCUUUUUCCUUUUUUCCUUAAUUGUUAUUAUUUCUACCUUUUCUUAUGGAAAAAGCUCCUUUUCCCUUGAAUGCCUCAACAAUUGUUUGUCAGCUUUUGUAAUUUUAGCAACUUUAUAUAGACUUUUUUUGUUUUUUUUUGUUUUUUAGGAAUUGGGCAUUUUUACCCCCUUUUUAUUUCAUCAUGUUUCUUUGUUAAGCCAACUUAGCCAAGCACGGAAGCACAAGAUCCUUAAAUGUACAAUGAAUCCUUUUUCCCUGAAUGAAGAGAAAAUAAAGCAUCAAAGUUUCGUUUA
Messenger RNA from Cajanus cajan (pigeon pea), 1842 nucleotides. RefSeq names its product xylan O-acetyltransferase 1. Gene Ontology annotation, cellular component: Golgi apparatus. The record is from RefSeq and is a predicted model, not a curated record. Lineage: Eukaryota; Viridiplantae; Streptophyta; Magnoliopsida; Fabales; Fabaceae. Gene Ontology annotation, molecular function: O-acetyltransferase activity.